ACGGGAAUAAUUUAUUUUAUUUUACUUUAUUGAGUCUCUUAUAAGAGGGGGCAUGGGUGCAAACAUGGGUACAAUUUUUCAGUAGUGAAUACUGGAAACGCGCCAUUAUAACAUUGUGUUGACGGAUCUACAUGAUAUUAUAUUCUAUGAUUACAAUCCGUUACUCUGAGAAAUUUGAAUUCUUCUUAUACAGUGGCUCUUCAACUAAAUAGAAUAACAAUUGAUUUUUAAACUGUGACAUAGGAAAUAAUUGAUAUUAUAUAAAGCUCAUUGAUUAAUUAAGAACAAAAAAUAAUGAUUGUUAGAUCUAGUUCUACGGGCAAAACUAAAGUUAAACGUCCGCAAUUAAUAACAAUAAUGGAAGCUUCAAAAUCAGCGCAAAAAGAUGUCCACACGGAUAGAAGAGAGUAUGAAAGGCCACAACCAAUUAAAAUUGCACAAUUACUCGGACUGUCUGAAAAUUUAAAAAGUAUUCAAAAAGAUAGUGUUCGCAAAAGAAUAGAACCAGAAAGACUAGGUGCAUACUCAAAUACGAAGAGCACAAGAAAGAAUGGUAAACAAAAUGGAGCAGGUACGUAUAUCCAAUCUGUGAACGUACAAAAAUGUGUACGUAGAAAUCUUGAUUUUAAUGAAUAUCCAACUAAUUCUUUGAAAAACAGUCAUGAAAAUAACAUACAAUCAAAUAAAUUUACAUCUAAUAAAUCAAGUGAUAAAAAAUGUUCUGAUUCACUUAGAAAAAAAAGUUUAUUAUUGCCUCCAAAUACUAUAAAAGAGAAACAUUUACAAAAAUGUACUGAUAAGAUAAAACGACAUUCAAAAAUAUCUGGAAUACCAACCAAAAUUGUGCAUUCAGAUAAAAAAGGCGCUAAUCAAAAAGAACAUAAAAAAGUUAAGGCUGUCAAUAAUUUAUCACCAAAUAAUAAAUCUUUCAAUAAUAAUUCUACUGUAUUGUUUGAUGGUGUGAAACCAUUUAAUGGACAAACUGAUUCUACUGAACCUCCCAAACAUGUAAAAGCAAAAUAUACAGAUACGAACCAUGUACAAUGCUUUGAAGCUUCCCCCAAUGUAUCAGAAUGUGAUAUUUCUUUUCAAUGUACAUCUAAUAAAAAAAUUACAAAUAAUGAGAAUCAAUCACUUACACAAUAUAAGCUAUCAGAGGAAAGAUUUAUUUUGAAUGAAGCUAAUUUAGAAAAAGAAUGCUCUGUAAAAGAGAAAAAAGAAGAAGGUGAACGUAUACAAAAUAUAUGUGAUAACUUACAAAAUACAAAACUGGUAGAUUCUGAAAAUGCUUCGUCUGAAAUGAUUUACAUUAAUAAAAAUAAGCUUAUGAAUCUGGAACAUGAUUUACAAAACUUGUUAAGUACAACUGAAGAAAAUGUAUUAAAAUUAAAAUCAAUGUUAAUGUAUAUUAAAAAUUUGAAUGAAAAUAUUACGCUACCUGAUGCUGAUGCAGAAAAAAAACAUAUUGAAUUGGACAAAAUUAAUAAUAUAAUGGUAGACAAAGAAGUUCAAGUAGAAAGUUGUUCGAAUUUAAUACAGUAUUCAGGAGAAAUUUUAAGAACACCUAUUCUACAUACUCCACAAAUUACUGUAACAAAUAUAUUGUCUAUAAAUAGAAAUCAGUCAAUUCGUAAUGUUGAAAAUGAUAGAGAGAAUUAUGAAUUUAUUAAUAGAAGAAGAACAUCUGAUGGAGAUGGAAGUUUUCUAGAAUUAGAAAACCAACUUAAUAUUCAACAUACAAAAUCCACUCAAGAUCCUUUCUAUUUGCAAAAAACUCCUGUCAUUACAAGAUAUGAACAAAAACAGAAACGAUCUCUCAGAGAAUAUAUGGCUCUAAAAUCAACUAUGAAAUUUUUAGAAACUCCAGAUGGUAAAAAAUUCAAUCCUUUGCGUCAAAUAGACAACAUAGAUAAUUCUGUUCUUAAUGCUACAUAUAUAUCUAAUAAAAUACUUAAAGACCUUCAUAAUUUGUACUCUGAAUCACCAGAUUCUUAACAAACAAAUUUUUUUGUAUAUAUCUUUACAAAUGGAAGA
Molecule: messenger RNA, 2034 nt
Organism: Megachile rotundata (alfalfa leafcutting bee)
Lineage: Eukaryota; Metazoa; Arthropoda; Insecta; Hymenoptera; Megachilidae
Source: RefSeq, a predicted model, not a curated record